Arvicanthis niloticus (Nile rat) is the source of this 2832-nucleotide messenger RNA. NCBI's taxonomy places the organism in Eukaryota, Metazoa, Chordata, Mammalia, Rodentia, Muridae. The record is from RefSeq and is a predicted model, not a curated record.
GAGUGCGUUGAGAGGAGUGGUGGUGUGGUGCCCUCUGCGAUUUUGUUGUAUCUAGUGAGCUGGUUGUGGAUUUUGCUUUUGAUUGGUUUGUGUGUGAGCUUGUGUGUGUCUAGAUCUGUGUGUGUUUGGGGGGAGGGUUGCUUGUGUGUGUGUGUGUGUGUGUAUGUGUGUGUGUGUAGUAUGUGUGUUGUGUUUUAAGUUUACAUGCAUGUGAGUACCUGCUUGUGUGUGUGUGUUCAUUGUGUUUUAAGUUUACUUGUGUGUGAGUACCUCUUUGUGUGUGUGUGUAGAUAUACCUGUGGGUGACUGUGGGUGAAUCUGUGUGUGUGUGUGAGCACGAGUGUGUGUGUGUUUGUGACCUGUAAGUACACGUGUGGUAGGUGUGAGAACACCUGUGUGAGGGAAAGAUUUGAGGCCUUCAGUCAGCUUGGCCAUUGUUUCUAAGGUAGCAUUAAUACUUUGUUACCUCAAAUGAGCUCUGAGAGCGAACAAGAGUCAGAAAAGCUCAGAUCGGAGCCCAGCCCCUCUGGCACGGAGAGUUUCCACUCUCAAUAUGUAGUUUUAAAUACCAUCGGUCAGGGGGGGUACGCCAAAGUCAAGCUGGCGAAGCACCGCCUCACAGGCAAGCUCGUGGCUGUCAAAAUAAUCCGCAAGAGGCAGCAAUGGUGCCAUCCGGUCACCUCCGAGGUCGAAAUAUUGAAGAUGACCAACCAUCCCAAUAUCAUCUCUCUCUUUCAAGUCAUUGAGACUAAGAAGAGAAUAUACCUCAUCAUGGAAUUGGCAGCGGGUAAACCGCUGUACCAACACAUCCUAGAAGCUGGUUACCUGCGGGAGGAUGAGGCACGAAAAAUAUUCAAACAAAUAUUAAGUGCUAUGAGCUACUGCCAUGACCAGGGGAUCAUUCAUAGAGAUUUAAAAGCAGAUAAUAUUAUGAUAGACAAUAAUGGAAAAAUAAAAAUUAUUGAUUUUGGGCUUGGCACCCAAGUGAAGCCUGGUCAACUGCUGAGCUUUCACUGCGGGACCUAUGUAUUUAGUUCUCCCGAGGUAGUCCUCGGGAGACUGUAUGAUGGCACCAAGAUCGAUGUAUGGACCCUAGGGGUUCUUCUGUACUGCAUGACAACGGGAAGGGUCCCCUUUGAUGGUGCCAACACACCACAGUUGCGAAGGAAGAUUUUGUUAGGAAAGUAUUCUAUCCCCCAUCACCUGUCACUAGAGCUCGAGGACAUGAUUAGUUACCUACUGACAAUGAACCCAAAACACCGACCGACAAUCAAGGAAGCAAUGAUGCAUCCUUGGCUCACAGAGGACUCAGAGGAUCUCCCGGAUUUUUAUGAGAAACCGAUCCCCCUCAGGCCAGACCCAGCCAUUGUAAAAGCCAUGGAACAUCUUGGAUUUCAAGCAGAAGACAUUGAAGACUCACUAUGCCAUAAAAAAUACAAUCAGGCCAUGGCGUCAUAUUGUUUUUUCAAAGAGCAGGCUGGUCAGGAGUGUGACAGCCCUACCCCAGCUCAACCCAUGAAUCCAUCAAUAACACCAUACACUUCGUGGGAUUAUCCUGCUACUUUCUGCCCAGAACUAAAGAGAAGAAGCGAGCCCAUCUUGUUUUCUUCCUCCUCCAACAGCCAAAUGGCUACUCAUGGCCAGAAGCCUAAGCAGAAAGAAGACCGAAGGGUCAGUUGGCCUGGUGUUCCUCCCUGCAGGUCACUCCAGACUACACCAACAAUGGGCCAAGCCCACAUACCUCUUAGGAGUGUCCCCUUCAGGUACUCAAUGCACAGCACCAGUGCCUCAGCAGAACACAAGCCUGUCCCCAGCAGGGGCCAGCGCACAGGAUUCAAAGGUUGGGUCAGAAAGAUAGGAAAUGCUCUAAGGAGUCUCUGUUGUUGUAUACCAGCAAGAAAGAAACGUCGCCUGGGGGAGAAGAGAGUCUCCCCACAGACAUAAAACACCAGGAGCGCAUCCGGAGAACAAGCAUCCCGCCUGGCCCAGGUACAUUUCUGUAUUUGAUUGUAUCUAUUUUACUCAAGUCUUUGUCAAAUGGCAGAUUAUAAUCAUGAGUGUAUUGUACCAGGCAUGGGGAAGCUAUGUCUAGACACCACAAGAUGAUGGUUAAAUGGAAUCUACCAACAGAUCUAGCAUCCCAGAAGGUCACUCCCAUGCAUAUCCUGAGCAUGGGAAAUUUAAUAAAGGUUGAACUAGCAGACAGCAGGUGGGUACUGACCAUGCUAGGAGGAGGAAGUAGGAGAAGGAAGAGGAAGAUGCUGAGGGACAAGAGGGGCUGUGGACUGGGAACUAGGAGAUUGGAGGAAGAGGUUUAGACAGGAGGAGGCAGCUUGGGGAGCAGUGUGGAACAGGGUGACCACAGCUGGAGAGAUGUCCUGUGCAGCUGAGGUUCCCAGAGUCCCUCUCACAUGUGUUGUUGCCUUUUAGAAGAUCACUAGAGGAUGCCGGAUGCUACAAUUCUACAGUCACAGUGUUGGAGAGGACCCAUGUGCAGACACCGACCUGCAGGAGAGAGCCUUGUGGAAAGCCAUCAUGUUCCAGGUCCACCACACUUUUCUCAGAGCCCAGGGUCCAGCCAGGAGGAAGGGAGCAAAUGAUGAAAUUCCAGGUGGCAGGAAGAAUGAAAUCCUACCUCAAAGGCAUCACUAUUCGGGGCAGUGGCUGAAAUCCUUUCCAAAACUGGUAGAAACAGGAGGCCCUCUGCCUACCCGGGGUCAUAUCAGACCCUUCCUCCCGUGCACGUUCCCGCCUCACUCUUAGUAGAAGACUGAAGGCUUCUUGACAUGUUUGUUAUGAUGCAGAGAAUAAAAUAGACGUUUGUGAAAGAUG